CUGCCUUCGGCUCAGGCAGAGGCCUGGCCGCCCGGAUUGGCGGGGUCCUGACGAGGCUCAAGGGGGCGCCGUGAUUGGCUGGAGUUCUUUGGCUCGAGCCCCACUUGACAACUGCAGUCAGGGAGAGGCUGUGCGGGAGCCGCCGCCGCGGGGCCGGGGGAGGGACCGCCUGCCUGCCUGCCUGACCAAACGACUGAGGCACUGACGGACAGACCUCUGUCGCCAGCAAUCCUUAGCAGUGCCCUCGGGCCUGGCUUUCUCCUCUGUCGCAUCUCUGGCUUCCCGCCGGAGCCCCCAGGCUAUCAACAAUGACUGCUGAAGAAACAGUAAAUGUGAAAGAAGUUGAAAUUAUCAAGUUAAUUUUAGACUUUCUGAAUUCAAAGAAACUUCAUAUCAGUAUGUUGGCUCUUGAGAAGGAAAGUGGAGUCAUAAAUGGCCUAUUUUCAGAUGACAUGCUUUUUCUGAGACAGCUAAUUCUUGAUGGCCAAUGGGAUGAAGUUCUUCAAUUCAUUCAGCCCCUAGAAUGUAUGGAAAAAUUUGACACAAAAAGGUUUCGCUAUAUCAUUCUGAAACAAAAAUUUUUAGAAGCCUUGUGUGUAAACAAUGCAAUGUCAGCAGAAGAUGAACCUCAGCAUGUAAGACUUUUAUUUCUGAAGUUGGAAUUUACCAUGCAAGAAGCUGUGCAGUGCCUCCAUGCCUUAGAAGAAUACUGCCCUUCUAAAGAUGACUAUAGCAAACUCUGUCUAUUACUUACUUUGCCUCGCCUGACUAAUCAUGCAGAAUUCAAGGACUGGAACCCCAGCACUGCACGAGUUCACUGUUUUGAAGAGGCUUGUGUUAUGGUAGCAGAGUUCAUUCCUGCUGACAGGAAACUAAGUGAAGCUGGCUUUAAAGCAAGUAACAAUCGUUUAUUUCAGCUUGUAAUGAAGGGACUACUUUAUGAGUGUUGUGUUGAAUUUUGUCAGAGUAAAGCAACUGGAGAAGAAAUCACAGAAAGUGAAGUACUUCUUGGCAUUGACCUUUUAUGUGGUAAUGGUUGUGAUGAUUUGGACUUGAGUUUAUUGUCAUGGCUUCAAAAUCUUCCACCUACUGUUUUCUCUUGUGCUUUUGAACAAAAGAUGCUGAAUAUUCAUGUUGACAAACUCUUGAAGCCUACAAAAGCUGCAUAUGCUGAUCUUCUUACUCCUCUUAUCAGCAAACUUUCUCCUUAUCCUUCAUCCCCAAUGAGAAGGCCUCAGUCAGCUGAUGCAUACAUGACACGCUCUCUGAAUCCUGCUUUAGAUGGCUUAACUUGUGGUUUAACUAAUCAUGAUAAGCGAAUCUCAGAUCUUGGAAACAAAACUUCUCCAAUGUCACAUUCCUUUGCUAAUUUUCAUUAUCCAGGAGUACAAAACCUUAGUAGAAGUCUCAUGCUUGAAAAUACAGAAUGUCAUAGUAUUUAUGAAGAAUCACCUGAACGAAGUGAUACUCCUUCAGAAGCACAGCAUCCUGUGAGCAGUGAAAACUUAGAGCAGGGUUCAGCUUCAGAAAAAGAGCCAGUCAAUGGAACACAAAAUCCUGUACCAGCCAAGCCAGAAAAAAAUGAGCUUCGUGAUUCAACAGAACAGUUUCAAGAAUAUUAUAGGCAGAGAUUACGGUAUCAGCAGCAUUUAGAACAGAAGGAACAGCAGCGACAAAUUUACCAGCAAAUGCUACUUGAAGGAGGUGUAAAUCAAGAAGAUGGUUCUGACCAGCAACAGAAUCUUACUGAGCAGUUCCUUAAUAGAUCUAUUCAAAAGCUUGGAGAAUUAAAUAUUGGUAUGGAUAGUCUUGGUAAUGAAGUACCAACACUUGGCAAACAAUGUAAUGGAAGCAAAGGAAAUGGAUCUAACAACACUUCUGCUAAUUUUGUAACACCUCCUCCAGACUCUACUCAGAGGAUCACUCCAGAUUUGCAAAAUGUUAAUACAAGCACUCCUCUUAAUCAUGCAUCAAACCAGAUUCCUCUUCUUGAAGAGUCACCUGUCCGUGGAAACCAAAUUUCAACAGACCAUUGUGUCAUUCAGCCACAUUUUUCAGAUUCUUCAGGUGCUCUAUCAAAGUCAAGAGGUGAUGAGGGUGACAAGUCAAAGAAGCAGUUUGUUUGUAUUAACACCUUAGAAGACACACAAGCUGUUCGAGCUGUGGCUUUUCAUCCAGUUGGUAAUUUGUAUGCUGUUGGCUCAAAUUCAAAAACCUUGAGAGUAUGUGCCUAUCCAGAAGUCAUUGAUCCUAGUGCAUAUAGCUCUCCCAAGCAGCCAGUGGUACGGUUUAAGAGGAAUAAACAUCAUAAAGGAUCAAUCUACUGUGUAGCGUGGAGUCCUUGUGGCCAAUUAUUAGCUACUGGCUCUAAUGAUAAAUAUGUUAAAGUACUACCUUUUAAUGCGGAGACUUGUAAUGCAACAGGACCUGAUCUGGAAUUCAGUAUGCAUGAUGGGACCAUUAGAGAUUUGGCAUUUAUGGAAGGUCCAGAAAGUGGUGGAGCUAUUUUGAUAAGUGCUGGAGCAGGAGAUUGUAAUAUUUAUACAACAGAUUGUCAACGAGGGCAAGGCCUUCAUGCUCUGAGUGGUCAUACUGGUCAUAUUUUAGCACUUUAUACCUGGAGUGGAUGGAUGAUUGCAUCUGGUUCCCAAGAUAAGACUGUGAGAUUCUGGGACCUGCGAGUACCAAGCUGUGUUCGAGUUGUGGGCACAACAUUCCAUGGAACUGGCAGUGCAGUGGCAUCAGUAGCUGUUGAUCCUAGUGGCCGUCUCUUAGCUACUGGUCAGGAAGAUUCUAGCUGUAUGUUGUACGACAUCAGAGGAGGACGAAUGGUACAGAGUUAUCAUCCUCAUUCCAGUGAUGUUCGCUCUGUUAGAUUCUCUCCUGGGGCUCACUAUUUACUUACAGGAUCUUAUGAUAUGAAAAUAAAAGUGACAGACUUACAAGGGGACCUCACCAAGCAGCUUCCAAUUAUGGUGGUAGGGGAGCACAAGGACAAAGUGAUUCAGUGCAGGUGGCACACAAAGGAUCUUUCCUUUUUGUCAUCAUCAGCUGACAGAACUGUAACGCUUUGGACUUACAGUGGUUAGAAUACACCUGUAGACAACCUAUGCAGAUAAAGCACAGAGAUUUAAGAUGGCUGAAGUGGUUUUUUUUUUUUGUGUGUGUGUGUGGGUUUUUUUUUUUUUUUGUUUGUUUGUUUGUUUAUUUGGUUGGUUGUUUUUUGUUGUUGUAGUUGUUGUUGUUAAUUCAAACAAGCAGCAUCUGGCCAGGAGAGGGAUUUAGCAAGAGGAGGCAUUUAUCACAGUUUAUCUCAUUGCUUAGGAGAGAUGGGUAUUUAGUAUUAUUUUGCAAUGCUUUCAGGUCUUCCAUGUGAAUUUAUGCUGCUGUGAUCUAUUGUAGUCUUGUUGCCAAAGUAUGUUGGAAAAGCCCGUAAGUUGUCACUGUGCACUCAAAGUUAAGGUUGAUAAUGUGUUUACAUUUUAGUAUUAAAUGCAUUCCUUGUUCUUUGCAUAAAUGACAGUUUUCUAUAUAAAUUUAAAUUGAACUAUACUUUAAUAAAAUUCAUAUAUGUACUUAGUUCCAGACAGAUUAAACAUAAACAGAAAUGACUUUUGCCAUUCUCACAGUUCCAUUGUAUGCAUCACUUAUUUAGGGGUAAGAUUUUUGUAUGCUUCUCUAACGUUUCAUGGUUGUUUUUAAUAUGUAAGUAUCACUAUGGGACUAAAAAAUGAAUAUACAACUGCUUCUUGGUUUGAUUCAUAAUGAGAUAUAAGCCUUUUCUUUUAAACCAGGGAGAUGAUGAUUAUUUUGUUUUCUAAUCUAUUUCAGAGUAAAAGGCAAAAUACAUUUGCUUCAAACAUUUAAUUUCUUUGUUUUUUUGAAUGCAACUGUAUACCUCCACUCUAAAAUGUACUGUAGAAGAAGCAGAUUAUCAGCAUUUAUCUUUUGCAACAGUUGAUGGUACAAUCUACUGGCGAGCAUUUUUCUCCUCUUCAAUAAAACCAUUAAAAACUUAACUAUGGACUAUAGCAUGGCUUGAAAUGCUAUGUCUGCAUGAUAAUUUAAAAAUGGAAAAUAAUGAUUUUGGUCCAAAAGCUUAUUGGAGUUUUUUUUUCUUUGCAAGGUUUAUGUAAAGCAGAAUUACAGUUUUAUUUCUAAAGAAUUGUAGAUCCUAAUGUUAUGUAUUGUUAUAUUUUCAUAUUGUACAGUUAUUUUCCGUUAAAUUAUGAUAGGUUAUUAUUUAUUUAAGAUGCAGUUGAGCUUUGGUUCUGAUAAUUGCUAAACUGUCUGUGCACUGUAGCAAACAUUUUUAACUAUUGUAUACAAGUGGAAAAGGGUAUUAGAAGUGUAACUGUGCUAUAAUCUCAAUAAAGACCUCUUGACACCUUAA
Molecule: messenger RNA, 4393 nt
Organism: Antechinus flavipes (yellow-footed antechinus)
Lineage: Eukaryota; Metazoa; Chordata; Mammalia; Dasyuromorphia; Dasyuridae
Gene: WDR47
Product: WD repeat domain 47
Exons: 15
Coding region: 309-3089 (926 amino acids)
Molecular function (GO): protein binding
Source: RefSeq, a predicted model, not a curated record